GUCCCCAGCAAAGGACCUCCUCCAGUGUGCAGAUGUUACUGGUAUGGUGCAGGAGAGCCUGGCUGCAGCUGGCUGAUCAGACAUCCUUGUAUGCUGCAUCUGGGGGUUCCGUUGUGGGCUGCACCGAGCUCAGUGCACGUACGAUCCGCCCGCCCAUAAUUUCUGGUGCGACCAAAGGUGCUUCAGAGACAUGUCCCAGGGCUGGAAAGAGCCCUCUGUGAUCAGGCAGUGCCGCUGGAAGGUGCAAAGGCAGGGAGGAGGCCCGGGCAGGGGCAGAGAGCCCCUAUGGGACGGAAGCUAAUGGAAGUGGGGUGGCUGGGUUGGAGGUGGGCUAGGCAGGCCGGGAGGUGGACCGAGGCUGGGUGGGUCGGUGGACGGGAAGCCACAUCUUGCAUAGCAUGGAGUUCUCCUUGCAGAUUCCUAGGAACGGUCUCUUCCCCUUCCCCCUUUCUGUGCCGCCCUCUUCUGGGAUCCUUUCCAGUCCGGACAGAGCCGUCCACUCCACUCCACGUCCCAUCCGCCUGAUCUCUUUCCGAAGGGCCCUCUGCUGGCAGAGCUGACGUGCUUCAGCCUCGAGGCUGCCUGGGAUCCUGGAGAGAGGCAGCUGGGUUAGAAUUCGGGCGGAGAGGUACGAGGUGGGGGGAUCCGGAGGGGCCGCUCAGGGCUGUGUGCACGAAGAGGCCGACCGUGAGCCGGGUUUGUGUGUCUGCACCUGCUCCACAGCUUCCACGGGGCCGCGAGAACCGCCGUGUCGCCCAGACCCUGCUCCAACACCUGCCGGUGCCGCUGCGCCAGCCAUGGUCCGCCUGCGAAGCUGGACCCUGCGCUGGGCUCUGCUGGGGGCCGGGACCCUGGUGCUUCUGUACCAAGCCAGGACCCACUACAGCCGGGGGAGCUUCCAGAGCUUUUCCUACAGGGAUCCUCUCGGAGCUCGCCAGCCUGGAGCCAGAGCCAUGACAGCGCAGGCACCGGUGACCCCGCUGGGCAGUAGGGCCCCCAGCGCCACGCUGCAGCCGUUCUUGGGGGACCUGUAUGGCCGGGACGAGACGUACCCGAACUCGAGGUGCCCCAGUAGCAUCAGGAAGAGGAUCGCAAGCACCAAGUUCAGCAGCGUCUUCCUGGAGGCCAUCCCAGUGCUGCAGUGGGCCCGGCAUGCCCGGCUGGCUGAGUAUCGACGCCUGCGGAGCUACGGGGGGGCCCACGGCUGGCAGGAGGUCGGCUGGCCCGUUGUGAGGGACGCGCUGACCCGUCUCAACACGUCGGCCAAUGAGCGCAUGUUCGACGCCCGCCCCGGAGCUGCUGCGGGCGUCUCCCCCUGCGUCCGCUGUGCCGUGGUGGGCAACGGUGGUAUCCUGAACGGCUCCCGGGCAGGGGCUGCGAUCGACCGGCACGACUACGUCUUCAGGGUCAACGGGGCCCUCACCAAGGGCUUGGAAAGAGACGUGGGCCGCAGGACCUCCUUCUACGUCUUCUCCACUAACACCAUGAUGAACUCGCUGCAUAACUACGCCAGCAACGGCUUCCGCCAGCCGCCCCAGACUCUGGAAACCAAGUACAUCUUCCUCCCGGACCACGACCGAGAUUACCUGCUGCUCCGGGCAGCCCUGACCCACCGCCCUGUCGACAGAGGCCCAGAUGAGGGUGCUCGGCCGGAGCGAUACUUCGGGAACGACCUGCGGGCGGAGAAGUUUAAGAUGUUUCACCCGGAUUUUAUCCGCUACGUCAGGAACCGGUUCCUUCGCUCCGGCAUUUUGGACACCCCGCAGUGGAGGCUGUACCGUCCCUCCACCGGGGCAGUGAUGCUGUUGGCUGCCCUCCACACCUGCGAUGAGGUGAGCGCUUACGGGUUCAUCACCCCCGACUACCAGGCCUACUCCGAUCACUACUUCGACCUGACGCACAAGGCCCUGGUGUUCUACGCCAACCACGACCUGCAGCUGGAGAUGAGCCUGUGGCAGGAACUGCACCAGAGCCGGCUCCUCACGCUGCACAUGAGAGGCUGAAGAUCAGGUCCGCGCUGGGCAGUGCAGAGCGAAGGGAUUGACGCACCGGCUCAGACUGGGACCUGGCUGGUGGGGCGCUGGGGCAGAGACACCGGCACUGCGCUGGGAACAAACCCUCCGUCAAGCGUGGAGCUGGGACCUAGACCUCAGGGAAGGAAAAGCCCCAUUGGACUGUCCAGCUGUCGCCCCACCGUGCCCAGGGCAGGACGCUGUGAGCUGGGCUCGGGCCUACGCCACGAGUGGAAUGAGUUUGUCAGGCCUCAUCGUGGCUUCGCAGCAGAUGGAAAGGUGCCUGGUUGCUUGGGGAGGCGUCCUCCUGCACUGGGCGACGCUGCCCUCCGCCACCUGCCAGCCCCAGGGCGGUUCCUGCCCAGAACAGAGUCGUCACCUGACUGACCAUCCCUGGAACAAGUCCAGGCUGUUGCUUUCUGGCGGGGGGAGGCGAACGGGGCUGAAUGCAGCUGGGGGGGCUGCGUAGCUUGCAAAACAGCUCGUGAGAAGGGGGCUGCGCGGCAGCCCUGGUCCAGCAGAGCCUUUCGCUGGGAGUGAACUGGCGCCAUGAGCAGGCCUCUGGGCUGUAACGCUGCUCGCUGGGUCCCCGAGUUCCCUCCAAGCGUCCCUCCCUGCUGCUGAGAAUUGCCUACUACAGGAGAGUGCCUGGCCCCGCAGGCAGGGAGGCCCGGCAUUCGAACUCCUCGGCCUGAAUAACCGGGGAAUGGGGGAGUUGGUAAGUCCUGUUACAAAGCAGAGCGACGCCUCUGUCUCUUGGAUUGUCCGUCCCCAAAUUCCAGCCAGCCUUGGGGGUGAGAUCCCAGCGGUGUGGCAUGAGUCCCUGCUGCUAUACAGAGAGCGUCCCUCUUGGAGCCAGAGCGUCCUUUGUCUAACCAAUAGCCCCCCUUCUCCCCCGGCCAGCCCCAUCCUGAACCGCCAAAGAAGGGUCCUCUACCCACGUAAAAGGAAGGGCAGUCUGAGAGCGAGGGAUGGCCUGACUCAGGAGCAUUGGCUAGGUGCCUUUCCUUCUGUGCCUCGGUUUCCCCGUCUGUAGAAUGGGAGUGGGCACUGCUCGUUAA
Messenger RNA from Chrysemys picta bellii (western painted turtle), 3073 nucleotides. RefSeq names its product alpha-N-acetylgalactosaminide alpha-2,6-sialyltransferase 2-like. Gene Ontology annotation, molecular function: sialyltransferase activity. NCBI's taxonomy places the organism in Eukaryota, Metazoa, Chordata, Testudines, Emydidae. The record is from RefSeq and is a predicted model, not a curated record.